UCUCUCACUCUCUCUCACCGAUAAGCGAGUCAACAUGAAGCUGCUAAAGCUAUUUCCCAUUUUCUUCGCGAUGGGGUGGGUCGAGAGCAGCCUAUAUGACCCGUACACACCUGUCUACACACCUGCAUUUGGACCACCUUACUACCCGUCACCCCCUCCCCCUCCCGUGUAUAACCCCAAACCUGCACACAAACCUACUUACACACCCAAAGUCACAUAUGCGCCCAAACCUGACUACACACCUGACUACAAACCUGCUCUAAGUCACAAGGCCACAAAUGAUCACAAGCCUGCAAGUUACAAGCCUGACAACACACCAGCGCCCUCUUACAAGCCUGGAGUGACUUACAAGCCUGCUCCAACACUGCCCUACACACCUGUCCUUCAUUACAAGCCUGAAGGAAAUUAUGAGAAGGACUCUAAACCAUACUCCUUCGACUAUGGGGUGAAGGAUGACUACACCGGGGCGCACUUCGGACACAAGGAGAAAUCAGAUGGGCAGGAAGUCAAAGGAUCCUACUCUGUCGCUCUUCCUGAUGGCAGGAUACAGACAGUCAAGUACAAAGCUGACCACGAACACGGAUUUCAAGCUGAGGUAUCCUACGAGGGGGAUCCUGUCUACCCUGUCUAUGAUCCUAAGAGCCCUGCAGGUCCUUCAAGAAGCUCCUCACAGUUCCAGGGUCCACGGUAUCCUAUAGACCACGAGGGGUCCUUCUACGGGUCCUACCAGGGGUCCUAUGAGCCGUAUCCUACUCCUGUGUAUUCAGAAGGAGUCUAUAAGCCGCUUUAUGAUUUUGAUCCGGUUUAUCCUAUUUUUUAAGGGAAGUGUCCGGAUAUUUUAGGCUUUAUCCGGACUUUUGUGGGUUUUGUCCGGAAUUUGAGGGUUUUUGUCCGGAUUUUGAGAGUUUUGUCGGUUUUGAGUUUUUUAAUCCGGAUUUUGAGGGUUUGAAUCCAUUUUCUUAUCCGGAUAUUUUUGUCAACCGGAUUUUUAACAUUUAAGCAUUUUUUUUUUAUUUUUAAGCCGAUUUUUCCCUUUUUCCCCUCAUUUCCCUUUUCCAGCUUUGAUAUUUUUUUUAUUUCAAUCUAAUAAUUUCCACUCGUCAAGGAAAACACUAUCAAAUUUUUUUCCCUAGAGAGAUGAAAGGGGAAAACUAUGUAGCACUUUCUCCCAUCAAAUAUUUUCCUAUUUCCCUCAAUUUUCCUGAAAGUUGAACAGUUUCCCCUCGUCAAGGAAAACACUGUCAAAUCUUUUCCUUUAGAGACAGAGGGGAAAAUAUUAUAGCACUCUUUUCUCCUCAAAUAUUUUCCUAUUUUUCCUCUCAAUUGUCCUGAAAGUCAAAUAUUUUCCCCUCGUCAAGGAAAACACUGUCAAAUCUUUAUCCUGUAGAGAGAGAGAGGAAAAUAAAAUAGCACUCUUUUCCCCUCAAAAUAUUUUCCUAUUUUUUUCCCUCAAUUGUCCUGAAAGUAGGAAAACACUCAAAUAUUUUCCCUUUAGAGACAGAGGGAAAAUAUAACAGCACUCUUUUCCCCUCAAAUAUUUUCCUAUUUUUUCCCUCAAUUGUCCUGAAAGUAGAAGUUUUCCUUGUACAUGUAUUUUUUUUUCAAGCGAUCAAUAAAAAUGAUGACUUUU
This is a messenger RNA of Portunus trituberculatus (swimming crab), 1630 nucleotides long. Its product is annotated as adhesive plaque matrix protein-like. The coding region runs from base 35 to 820 and encodes 261 amino acids. Gene Ontology annotation, cellular component: extracellular matrix. The transcript has 3 exons. The record is from RefSeq and is a predicted model, not a curated record. NCBI's taxonomy places the organism in Eukaryota, Metazoa, Arthropoda, Malacostraca, Decapoda, Portunidae.